Molecule: messenger RNA, 1245 nt
Organism: Rhagoletis zephyria (snowberry fruit fly)
Lineage: Eukaryota; Metazoa; Arthropoda; Insecta; Diptera; Tephritidae
Source: RefSeq, a predicted model, not a curated record
AUGUCAGUGACAGAGAAAGCCUUUGUUCUGAUCAAAGACAUUCAAAAUCAAAGUUUGCUCACCGGUGUAUACCAACCGUUGGUGGAUUUAAUCUUGGAAUCGCAAGAAAAUGUUUUUCACACAUGCACCUCUCUUGAUGAGCUUAUGCAACAGCUGGACAUUCAAGAGAAUACAGCCGCUAUACUCUGCCUGCUCACAAACAAAAUCAGCAUUACAACCAUUAACUUGGAGCAGACAUUUGCACAGAUUUCCGAGUUCAUCAGUGAAUGCGCCGACGCCCAGGUGAAAGCUCUACCCAACUUGUUUUCCGCACUUUGUCGUUUUUUCACCGAUAAACUAAUCGAGUCAAAGCAGUAUUUACGUGGCGUCGAUCCGCUUUGCAAAGCCAUCACCAAAGCACAGAAUGCUCCUACGCAGUUGACUUCUAUUCACUGUGACCUUUUAAAGCUUUGCUUGUUGAGCAAAUGCCUUAAGCCCGCGCUUGCCUUCCUAGACGUGGACAUCAGUGACAUUAGUCGCGAAGCUGAUACCUUUGAUGUAAAGUACUACCUGCUUUACUACUAUUACGGUGGAAUCAUCUACGCGACCUUCCGCAACUUUGAGCGAUCGCUCUUCUUCCUGACUAGCGCCAUCAGCGUCACCGGCAUCGCCAUAAGCGAAAUUGUCGUCGAAGCCUACAAAAAGUACAUCCUCGUCUCACUACUGGUGCACGGAAAGGUGGGCCUUCCGCCGAAGCAGAACGCCAACUACCUCAGUCGUUGCAUUCGCCCUUUGUCAGUAGCGUACACCGAGCUCGCCAGCGCCUACUCCGAGGACAAUGCCGAAGAUCUUGAAAAAACGUUUAUGAAGUAUCAUCACGUGUACGAGCGGGACACUAAUGUGGGUCUUGUCAAGCAGGUGAUGGCGUCAAUGGUCAAGGUGAAGAUUCAAAAGUUGACCAAGACCUUUAUGACGCUCUCCUUUGGCGAUAUGGCUACCCGAGUGAACUUAGCCGCCGGCGAAGCCGAAGCGGAAAGCAUCAUUUUGCAAAUGAUCGAAGAUGAGGAGAUCUUUGCGUCGAUUAACCAACAAGAUGGCAAUGUUCUUUUUCUCGACAAGCCUGAAAAGUACAACAGUCCUGCCAUGUACCGCCUAUUAGAGCAGGAGCUGCAAAAGUGCGUUAAGCUCAAUGAGAAGCUAAAGGAGCUCGACCAGGACAUUGCUUUAAUGCCCAAGUACCAGAAACUGCGUGCUGCCUUAGACUAA